Zonotrichia albicollis (white-throated sparrow) is the source of this 3648-nucleotide messenger RNA. Lineage: Eukaryota; Metazoa; Chordata; Aves; Passeriformes; Passerellidae. The record is from RefSeq and is a predicted model, not a curated record.
GUUUUAUGUUUGAGGAUGUGAUGUUAAUUGACAGCUAAUGAAAUUCAUUAUCUCCCCUUUGGUGCUGAAAUUUCAGCCUAACACAAAUGCCUAAAUAAGUAAUGCCAUGCAGGUAUAGGUCAGGUUUUGGUUUUUUUUCUUUUCUAGCUUUUCAUUAGGUGGGUUGAAAGCAAAUAAGAGAGUGGAGAAUGUUUUGGUGGUAGAGGGGAUUUUAAUGCUAAUGCUUGUGGCGGUUUGGAGAAGCUAGAGUAAAAGAACUGAAAGGAAGUGGGGAAAAAAAGUCACUGUGAGAGAAACAGUAACUCCUUGUUGCUGUGCUCCUUACUUAGCACUUCUUUGGAAGCAGUCUUCUGUUAAUGAUACUGCAAUUGAUUAAAAAUAGACCUCAGAGUUGUAAGAAGAAAACAAAAAUCUUUCAGUCUUUUUAGAAAAUGGUGGUUUGGUUUUGUGAGGUCUUUUAAUUACUUAGCAUUAUGAAGCAGUGCUGGUAUCUCUCUUCAGUAUCAGAAGCUGCGUUUUUAAGCUGUCGUUGCUGUUUAGUUUCUCUGUUUCAUUGCUUUUAUGUGCUUAGCAGGGAAAGGAUCCUUUUAGAAUUAUGAGUUGCAUGUUUCCCUUCCUCAGAAAGGCUGGAGAAGUUUAUAGGGCAGGUUAAAGUAUUCAGGGCCCUAUAUACGUUUGAGCCCAGAACGCCAGAUGAACUGUACUUUGAAGAAGGAGAUAUCAUUUACAUCUCAGACAUGAGCGAUACAAAUUGGUGGAAAGGAACUUGUAAAGGGAGAACUGGACUAAUUCCAAGCAACUAUGUGGCAGAGCAAGCAGAGUCUAUUGAUAAUCCACUGCAUGAAGCUGCCAAACGAGGCAACCUGAGCUGGUUGAGAGAGUGUUUGGAUAAUCGAGUUGGUGUCAAUGGUUUAGACAAAGCUGGAAACACAGCUCUGUAUUGGGCAUGCCAUGGAGGCCAUAAAGAUGUAGUAGAUGUGCUGCUUGCCCAGGCAAACCUAGAGUUAAACCAACAGAACAAAUUGGGAGACACAGCUUUGCAUGCUGCUGCAUGGAAAGGUUAUGCAGAUAUUGUAGAGAUGCUGCUGGAAAAGGGGGCAAGAACAGAUCUGAAAAACAACGAGAAGAAACUGGCUUUAGAUAUGGCAACGAACGCAGCUUGUGCUUCUUUGCUUAAGAAGAAACAGAGUGCAGGUACAGUCCGAACAUUGAGUAAUGCAGAGGAAUACCUUGAUGAUGAAGACUCCGAUUAGCUUUUUGAUUCCAUAUGGAAAACUAUAACUUGCAUUGCCUAUGUCAUUUUCAAAACAUAUCUUUACAACUGUAAAAAUAUCUCACUUAGAGUAUCGCAGUAUAGCAUAUUAAUGAGAGGGUGAAAUCAUGCUUGCAAAGGAAUAAUCUUCAUGUAGCCAGAUAAUGUCACAUUUUAAGUUGGAGUUCCUUUUUGGAAUUAUCAUAGAGAAAGUGUGGCACACCUUUAGCACUGAAUAUGGCAGAGGACCAUCUUCUAGACUCACAGGUUUCAUCUCAGGCCGUCCCAGCAAGUGCCUUGUAUUUCUGGAAUACUGAAAGGUCCAUGUGGGACAGGAGGACACCACUGCUAAAUUUCCCCAAAUCCCUCUGGGUAUAUGUUCCUUCAUGCAGCCAAUACUGACAGUCAGUACUGGCUGGCAGGCAUAAAUGGAGAUGCUGCCGUAGAGAGGGGCAAUUCUUUGCCUGCACGGGAGACAGCAUUGCAAGGUUUGAUUUUUAAUUUUGGUAAAAUUUUUUCCCUCCCUUCAUCCCUCUUAAGUGAAAUGCAAAAUAACCUGAGACAAUCUGCCUCAGGAGUGCUUUGUCUUCUCUAUUGCUGUGGGCCCAGUCCCUGAAAUGUAACACAGGUGAAAGGCUUGCUUAAGUCAGGUUUGCUUUAGAAAUUCACUUGGACUUUGUGGCUUGAUUAUUUUGCUUUUUGAACUGUUAUUAUGCUGAAACCAUUUGUAGUGAAAGGAACACAGAAUAUUUUUCUAUUUAUCCUGCCUAAAAUUUUUUAAUACAGAUCUUUGCUUUUUUUUUUUUGCAAGUGCUCUUAUGUCUUGUCCUAUAUUACCUCAAAGUUUUAGUGUGUUUGAAGUAAUGAGGGAAGAUGUGCAUCAAAUAUACCAGAGGUAUCUUUAGAAGAGACACCUGAAGCUGAAUAAACAUUUUUAAAAUGUAUUGCUGCUUCCUGUGAAUUAAAGAAAAAUGGAAAAUAAAUUCAGCUACUUUGAAGAUUCCCUGCUGCGUUAAAAAAUAACUUCCUUCAGAUUGCUCAAGUAGCUGUAGCCGAAUAUUGCACAUUACCAAGAGAUACUUUCUUAUUGUCAUGGUAAGUAAAUGUUACAAGUAUUUGAGAUACAAUCUCAUUUUCAAUUUUUUAUUGCUAACUUCUCUAAUAGAGACUUCUGACAAAUUCAUUCUGACACAGCAGUCUGUGAUACUAAAACAAAACCAAAAAAUGGAGAAAAAUAGGGACAAAAAAAAAGCUCUUGUGAAAGACUGGGGAUAAAUAAAAAGCUCUUAUGGAAGUCUGGGGAUAAAUGAAAAUCACACUAAGUAUGUAAGAGAUUUUAAAAAGUCUAGAGCACUCCUAAUUUCCAGUUUUUAAAAAUACAUUGAGCCAGAUUUUUAUUUUUAUCGUCCUGCAAAGAACUAGAUGCCAGUAAAGCUUGUUAAGCUCUUAUCAAAGAAGGCAGUGUUUGAUUGACCAGAAGUGUUUAAGAUGGGUCAUUGCACAAGCAAUCAUUUGCAGAUGUAAUUCUAGACUGUUUAAAUGUUAAAACUAUAGAACAAAUGUUUUAGCCCUAUGCAAUACUGUGGUUAAAUGAACAGUGAUGUUUUAUUUUGUGUGAACUUGAAGAUCCUAGAGGGAAAGAAAUAAAAACCAAAGCCACCAAUUUUUCUCUCUAGCUUUCAUUAGAACAGUUGUUGAACAUAACUCAUUAUAUUUAAGACUGUUCCGCUUCUCAUUUAAUCAGCCAGCUCUUUUACUAGCUCAGCCUUUUAUCAUAGUUAAACCGCAUGUUAUGCUGCAUACUGUUGAUUAAAAUUAUGCAAUUUCAAAAUGCAAGCUUUAAAGUCCUGUAAUGAGAGGCAAGAAGCUUCAGGUAUCUGUUGCAUGAGUGUUUUUCCUGCAAAAACAAAAAGCUCACAAACUUGACUCACAAAAUUUUUCAGUGUCACAGGACAUGGAGGGAAUGGCUCAAGUCACUGUAUUUUCUCUGGAGCUUUGGAGGUAGUGUCUGUAUUCAUAAAUAACUCUUAAUGUAAUGUCUUCUGCUGCCACGGGUUCAGCAGCCUACAAGGAAGAGGUUGUGCUCAUGUCUGUGCAAUUAACAGCUGCCAGAAGACCCUGUGUCCUGCAGACAGAUCUAAGUGCUGCAUAGGAGUUGUGACAGAAGCACAAGUUGAGCCCAAGGAUUGCAUCCAAAGUCUUGCUGGAGUCCUGAAGGAAGCACAUUUACAUCGCAGGCACGCAGGGAGUGCUGUCAUUUUUUUCCAGGACAAAAAUUACUGCUUUUUGUUUUUUCCCACAACUUUGUUUUUCUUUAUGAAACUGUCUGUUCAUCUUGUGAAAUACAAAUCACUGUGAAAGCUUUCAGGCAAUAAACUACUUUUUGUCUAACUCCA